Molecule: messenger RNA, 1198 nt
Organism: Argiope bruennichi
Lineage: Eukaryota; Metazoa; Arthropoda; Arachnida; Araneae; Araneidae
Exons: 6
Coding region: 333-1187 (284 amino acids)
Source: RefSeq, a predicted model, not a curated record
AAAGGAGGGAAUUUUUUAUUAUGUAGGUCGGAUUUUAGGAAGCUUGCUUUCGAACAAAGAAGAGCAAUUGAAGCCCAGAACGAAGACCGACCACCUGUUUAUGUCUUCAUCUCUCAGUGGGUUAUGAGAUCGCAGCGGAAGCUGAUUGGACGCAUUUCGUAAGAAAGACUGUAUUUUCUGUGACUGGCGGAAGUGAGAGAAGGUCGUGCAUUUUCUUCGCGGUAGAACAAACUUCCUACUCAAUUUCCAGUGUGUGGGUCUGGUCGAGUUGCUUUUACGGUGGGCUUAGUUAAGAAGGAUGCUCUCCUUUCAUUACAACUGAGGUGAAAACCAUGGAGGUCAAAUGGUUCGUGCUCCUGACAGUCGCAGGACUGGCGAUAUCUUUCGUAGCUGGGAAUCGCUGCGAUACCGAAAAUGUGUCUGCUUGCUAUACCAAGUUGGUGCACUAUGAAGGACUCGGAUUUCCCUUGUAUGGCGAAGAUGAGCAGGCUUUGGAUGAAACAUGCAAUUCAAUCAACGAAUCUUUCGAUUGUCUUGACGAUUACUUGAGAGCUUGCAAUAAAAAUGAAGACUGUGAUGAAAAAUGCGAAGAAAUUAUUAAAGAUAUUGGAAUGUUUAUUCUUAAUACAGGAUUGAGAAAUCUACAAAGCGAACUUUGUGAUCCUUUGAGUCCGAUGCGAUUAACCUACUUGGAUAACUACGUUUGCUUGGAAGAUAACGCCGAUCAUUAUGCAAAAUGCCACAAUGAUUCUCAGAUAUCUCAAGAGUACAUGAGUACCAUAACAGAGCGCGCAGAAGCGCUUUAUGCAAGAUGCUGCUUCUUCAACUGGUAUGAAGGAUGUUUCACCAACAUUACUCGCGACACUUGCAAUGAUAAUGCGACUUUCUUCGUGAAUAUGUCCUUGCAUAAGCUCAUGGGCCACAUUGUUAAGCAUCUAUGUGAAGACAGCGACGUCAUGUGCUCGAGACCUCCACUACCUGAUGAUGGAAAGCCAAUUUUGACUAAUAACGACAUAGAUGAUUGUUCAGACGGAAAUUGUAAGACCGAUCAAACAAAUAUUGAUGUGGAUAAUUGUGUAGACGAAAAUUGUCAUUCCAGUUCAUGUUUUCUUAUGUUCUCUGCCUCAAAUUUAUUUAUUUCAUUGUGCUCUGUUGUUCUUAUCAAAUAUUUAAUUUCAAUAAAAUAAUAUCAUUCUUG